AUGAUGAAUGGCAAGAACACAACGUCAAGAACCAAAAAAUUGAGAAGACUUGAUAUCUCCGACGGCAUUGCCACCUCGAACAUUGCAAGGGAUUCAGCACCACCUGACAGGUCCGAUUGCGCGUUCAUUGCGAGUUCCAAAUCCAGAAGAAAUUCUGACUCCCCCUUGCACGGAUGCGAGAGCGGAAUUGUACGACCGUGA
Chondrus crispus (carragheen) is the source of this 201-nucleotide messenger RNA. RefSeq lists its product as hypothetical. The record is from RefSeq and is a predicted model, not a curated record. NCBI's taxonomy places the organism in Eukaryota, Rhodophyta, Florideophyceae, Gigartinales, Gigartinaceae. The coding region runs from base 1 to 201 and encodes 66 amino acids. The transcript has a single exon.